GUCCCCGCGCAGGCGCGCUCGAGCUGCCACUGGCUUUUCGCACGCGGCUAUGGCGGACCCUGAGCUGCAGCUGGUUGAGCAGCGGGUCCGCAGCUUCCCCGACUUCCCCACCCCAGGCGUGGUAUUCAGGGACAUCUCGCCCGUCCUGAAGGACCCCGCCUCCUUCCGCGCCGCCAUCGGCCUCCUGGCGCGACACCUGAAGGCGACCCACGGGGGCCGCAUCGACUACAUCGCAGGCCUAGACUCCCGAGGCUUCCUCUUUGGCCCCUCCCUGGCCCAGGAGCUUGGACUGGGCUGCGUGCUCAUCCGAAAGCGGGGGAAGCUGCCAGGCCCCACUGUGUGGGCCUCCUAUGCCCUGGAGUACGGGAAGGCUGAGCUGGAGAUCCAGAAAGACGCCCUGGAGCCAGGACAGAGGGUGGUCGUCGUGGAUGAUCUGCUGGCCACUGGUGGAACCAUGAACGCCGCCUGUGAGCUGCUGGGCCGCCUGCAGGCUGAGGUCCUGGAGUGCGUGAGCCUGGUGGAGCUGACCUCGCUUAAGGGCAGGGAGAAGCUGGCACCUGUACCCUUCUUCUCCCUCCUGCAGUAUGAGUGACCGCAGGGCCUCCCAGCCCAGCAUCUCCAGCUGGAUCCCAGGGAAAUAUCGGCCUUGGGCAACUGCAGUGACAUUUGCAGUCACCAGGGGCACCGGCUGCCCACAGGGAACACAUUCCUUUGCUGGGGUUCAGCGCCUCUCCUGCGGCUGGAAGUGCCAAAGCGUGGGGCAAAGCUGUGUUUCAGCCACCCUGGACCCAGUUACACACAGAGGGAGAAGGCAGUAAACAGCUUUGCCACAA
Nomascus leucogenys (northern white-cheeked gibbon) is the source of this 833-nucleotide messenger RNA. It is a transcript of the gene APRT, whose product is annotated as adenine phosphoribosyltransferase. Gene Ontology annotation, molecular function: AMP binding; adenine binding; adenine phosphoribosyltransferase activity. The record is from RefSeq and is a predicted model, not a curated record. Lineage: Eukaryota; Metazoa; Chordata; Mammalia; Primates; Hylobatidae. Gene Ontology annotation, biological process: AMP salvage; adenine salvage. Gene Ontology annotation, cellular component: cytoplasm.